UGGCGCGGUCUUGAUAGCGGUGUCGGCCAUAUUGGAAUCACCACCUUGUUUCAUGCAACUGUCUGAGGCGUUGCAUGGUCCAACGACUCAUUGAAAGACACCGUCAGUUUAGGAUAUACGCCGUUUAUUUGUUUGCAUUCAACGAAACCCGCGGAUAAGCUUAUUUUCUAAUUACGCUUUUAGCGGUGAAGCAAACUCGGAAUUAUCGAAAGAACCAUUAUGGCGACUGCAACUCCAAGUCGUGAAGCUGGCCGGUCGACGGCCUCUACUCCUCUCUCCCCGACCCGGAUCUCUCGAUUGCAGGAGAAACAAGACCUUCAGCAUCUGAACGACAGACUUGCGGUCUACAUCGACCGUGUCCGGUCAUUGGAGCUGGAGAAUGACCGGCUGAUCGUCAAAGUGUCCGAGAAAGAGGAUGUGAUUACUAGAGAGGUGUCAGGUCUGAAGUCUCUGUAUGAGGCAGAGUUAGCUGAUGCACGACGUGUUCUGGACGACACUGCUAAAGAGAGAGCCAGGCUCCAGAUAGACUUGGGCAAGGCUCAGGCUGACCUGGAAGAAGCCACGCGCAGUGUCAAGAAGAAGGAUGGAGAUCUUGCUGCAGCACUGUCCAGGGCCAGUGGUUUGGAGGGCCAGCUUCACAAGAGUGAAGCAGCUCUUUCUACAGCUGUAAGCCAGAAUGCUGCGCUGACAUCUGAGCUGGCAGAUGUCAAGAGCCUGCUGGCUAAGGCAGAGGACAGCCAUGCUGUUGCUAAGCGCCAGCUGGAGGCAGAGACACUGAUGCGUGUAGACUCGGAGAACCGUUGUCAAUCACUGAGUGAGGAGCUGGAGUUCAGGAAGAGCAUGUUUGAAGAGGAGGUGCGUGACUCAAGGAGUCGACAGGAGCAGAGAAUCGUGGAGGUGGAUUCUGGAGUCAGACAGGACUAUGAGUUCAAACUGGCGCAAGCUUUACAGGACUUAAGGAAGCAACAUGACGAGCAAGUUUUUCUCUAUAAGGAAGAACUGGAGCACACCUUCCAGGCCAAGUUGGAUAAUGCCAAGGUGUCCUCAGAGAUGAAUGACAGGGCAGUAAGCACAGCCAGGGAGGAGGUGCAGGAGUCCCGUAUGAGAAUAGAGAGCCUUGGAUAUCAGCUGAGUGCCCUGCAGAAACAGGUGGCUGCCUCAGAGGAUCGUAUCAGAGAGCUAGAAGAAAUUCUGUCAGCAGAGCGUGACAAGCACCGUUAUGCCAUCGAAGCAAAAGAACAGGAGAUGAGUGAACUGAGAGAGAGGAUGAACACUCAGCUCAGUGAAUAUCAGGAGCUGCUGGAUGUGAAGCUUGCUCUUGAUAUGGAGAUCAAUGCAUACAGGAAACUGCUGGAGGGAGAGGAGCACAGACUGAGGCUCUCCCCCAGCCCAUCAGCUCGAGUCACUGUUUCCAGGAAGACAGGAUCUUCUUCCUCGCACUCAUCCAAGAGGAAGAGAGUGGAUGGUAAUGAAGUGCCCGAUGUGGCAAGAGGAGAGGACCAGCUGCUAGUGUCAGAAGAGGCCACAGCUAGUGGAGCAGUCACCAUAUCACCCACUGACAUGGAUGGAAAUGCAGUCACACUGACUAAUAAUACUGAGCAGGACCAGCCUUUGGGCAACUGGAGGUUGAAGAGACAAGUUGACGAUGGUGACGAGAUUGUCUACAAGUUCUCCCCAAAGUUUAUCCUAAAGGCUGGACAGUCAGUCACGGUAUGGUCUGUUGAUGCCGGCGUGGCACACAGUCCCCCAUCUGACUUGCUGUGGAAGAGCCAAGCUUCCUGGGGCACAGGAGAUGACAUACUGACUUCUUUGAUCAACACCGAUGGCGAGGAGGUGGCCAGGAGGAGUGUAAUUAAGACUCAGCUGGAGGUAGAGAAUGGAGAGGAGGAGGAGGAGGAGGAAGAAGAACAGACAGGCAAGGUGUCAUCCAGAGAGUGCGCCAUCAUGUGAAGCCUUCCUGCUCUGCUGAUUGCUUUGACUCCCCCAAUCUAUCAGAUCCUGUCUAGUGCUUCAUCAUUUGGUGUUUUUAUUGUCCAAGACAAUGUAAGACACUUUUGGACAAAUAGGCUCCCUUUUUACUGCUCUCUAUAUUUUGGGCCUGCUUUAAUAUGAAUAAUUUCCCUAAAUGUAACUUCACAAUGCCAUCAUGUGGGCGCCAAGCAGAGAUGACGGAUCCAAACUGUCAGACUGUGGUGUUACAGCAGAAUAUUCACACUCCUGCGAAUAGUACUCUACAUGUUCAGAUUUAUUUCAUUCAUCAUUGCAAACAUUUCAGUUUGCGUUAUGAUCAACUAAAAAUAACCUUUUGUUGUUAAGAUAAGGACCUACUAUCUAUAGCCAUGAAGAUGGAACGAAUGAAUAACUUAAGUGUUAAACAUGUCAUGGGAAAAAUGUCUUCUCCCUGCAAAAUCAAAACAUUUUAUUCAACAACAGUUCUUGUAUUGUUUCCCAUAUAUAAUGAGCAUGUGUGGUUACCAAGAUAAACAUUCCGCACAUUCGACUUACAUAUUUUCAUUCAUCCUCAUUUGAAGAUGAGUAGAAAUACAGUUAUAACCGGGGUUUUAUUCAUUCGUUUUUCAAAGCCAUUUGAAAUUCAGCUCUCUUUUGUAAUUGUGCUAAAAACAUAAUUCCCCUGAAGAAAACUUUGCAUGUGUUUGACUGCUGUAGAAAACCACUAAGAAUAUACAAUCCAAAUCUUUAUCACAUGACCUGCUCUCAGAAUCCUGAGCACACUCCUGAAGCAGGUUUACAUGCCAGCCUUCUGCUGUCUCUGUCUCCUGUUGCUUCACUCUGCUUUACCUCUGGAAAGAAAGCAGUGAAACUUGAUUGUUCAUCUGAUCAGCCUUACUUGGCAGAACUGAAUAAAACUAGAGACAAACAUCUGAUACAUAAUGGAAAGGUUUGGAGUCAUGGGAUAUCUUCCACUUAAACUGUUGCUAUUAGCUGGAGGGGCUCCCUACAGCAUGGCCUUUUCUUAAGCAGAAACACUACAUUUAUCUUGACUAACAACCUUUGACGUCUGAAGCAAUUAUACACUCAUUAGCCAUUACAACCCUUUACUGGUAUAAAAGGCUGAUCACUGUAUGUCUGGCCUGUUUGAAAGGCAUUCUGAAUAAUCAGAAACAUGAUUUGAAACUCAGUUUGUAGUUGAAUUUAUUAGCCCUUGGUGGCAUGUUUGAUUCGGUGCAAAUACACUGAUCACCUACAACAUGAAAACACUUUGUAAUGUGUUAAUGUUGUGGCUGAUCUCUACUGCCUUUUGUGGUCUGGUCUGUGUCCUGGCAGUGACCUCAGUGACUCCAGCCCGUUGAGCCCAGUUUUUGAAGAUGUGUUGUGCUACCUGGGAGCCCUUUUGUCUUCCUCCUGCUUGCCUGGUGACAUUAUGGACAAAUCCAAUAACUCAUACAAAUAUUUUGGGAUGAAACCCUCAAACGUGCAGAAUCUAAAGACCUGCAACAUAGAACGUAAAUAAAUUCAGAGAGAUGACACUGAACAGACUCUGGGGAUCACCACAUGUAACUUAGCAGUGCCAAGGGUAGUCUCAGUUAAACCAGAGACAUGUACUGUAUGAUAAGUCGGCAUGUUUGCGGCCAUUUAAUUUGUUUACCCAUGAUGUGUUCAGGCGUUUCUCGGACACGCCAACUCUGUUGAUACCAGGUUAGGACAGAGUGGCUGAUUUGGCCCUCCUGGCAGGUGUUAGAGUGGAUGUGGGUUUGGUGUUUGACCCCCUGUCGUAAUGCUGAAAGGCUUUGUCCAUCGCAAAUGUUAAACUGACAACAUUUAAUUUUUUUAUAAUGCAUGAGGUGGCACAGUGGUUUCAUCUCUGUUCUCAUGAGUUAUUUUUAAUUGAAGAACAUUGUACAAGUUGCUCUCACACCUUGUGUACCAUCUUGGGAAACUCAGUUUUUAUUAUUAUUUGUGUGUGUUUGUAUGCUGUGUUUUACAAUGCUAGUUAUUUCUAUAUAGCUUUGUUGUCUUUGUAAUCAGUUUAUUUACAUAUAAUGUUUCAUUUAUUUUGUAUUUCGGAUUUUUCUGGGUGAAUAAUAGGCCUGUAGCUCAUGACUAAACUCCCUCUUCGGCUCUGGUAUAUUUCAGAUUUGUUGUUAUGUGAGUUUAAAGUAUUUUACUGAAGGAUAUGAAAACGAUUUAAUAAGUUUCAUGUUGACAGAUUCAAUCACUUCCUGUAUAAGACCUGAUUAGUGACCAACUUUGAACAUGCAUACAAUAUAGGUGAAGUCUGGCAUUGUAAGACGGACUGACUUUGGAGAUAAUACGGAUCUGACUUCAAUAGCUCUAAAAAUUGGUGCUACUUUACAGUACCAAUCACUGCAUUUUUAAAGAUAUAUAUUUAUAAUUUAAUUUAAUGUACACCAUUUAUCACAAACCAAAGCCAAACAAUUAAAUUUCAAUGUAAACAAUUAUUUCCUUAACAAAGAUUGAAGAGUUAUUUUAUUUUGGUACGCUGUCAUUGCAUAUCAGUGAGCAGGAUUACCAGUGUGUUGGUUGAACAGUCAAUUUCAGCAGCUGAUUUCUAAACAUUAAACAUAAGUUUGAGUUUUUAACCGGUCAUACCCUGGAGGGACUGUGUGAUGUCUUCUGUCCGACUAGUUCUGCUCCACUAUGUGUAGAUGUGACUGUGAUAGCUCAUGAACUGUAAACAUCAGGUUUUAAUCAGUAAAGCAGAGACCUGGUGUUCAUGUAGGGGAGGGAGGGAUGGAGGGCGGGAGCAUGCUAAAAUGUCAGUUUUCAUUCAUGUUUAACUGUUGUUGAACUACUUUUUGUACACACAAUAAAUGUUUUACAUAUA
Messenger RNA from Platichthys flesus (European flounder), 4807 nucleotides. It is a transcript of the gene lmnb2, whose product is annotated as lamin B2. The record is from RefSeq and is a predicted model, not a curated record. Bases 220 to 1950 code for a protein of 576 amino acids. The transcript is spliced from 13 exons. NCBI's taxonomy places the organism in Eukaryota, Metazoa, Chordata, Actinopteri, Pleuronectiformes, Pleuronectidae.